GAUUCCCGGGAAUGGCGCCACUGGCCGGGAGGGGGGUCACUGGGAGAGCAGAGCGGGCCCCUCCACGCCCCCAUGUGGGAGGGGCCACCCGAGAGGCAACAAACCCCGCCCACUUAUGGGCUGACAGCGGGCUGAGGGUCAGAAAUCACCUCAGAGAGGAGCCGGGUGAUGUGUCCGGCACGCGGGAGGGGAUGGCAGAGGACGCGCUCUAUGAAAAGAUCUCGAAGAAAGGGGGACUGACGGCGGGAGAAUCGCAGGAGGACACCGAACCCAUCAACCUUCUGCAGAAACUGCGCAGCCGCAUCACGAAAGUCGUGCAAACCAAAGUGGACAGUAUACUGGGGGAUGUCCAGAAGUUGACUGACUAUGACAAGCUGUACCUGUACCUCCAGCUGCCGCCCGGCCCCAGCGGCCCCGACAAAAGCCUGGAUGUAGGAUGCGUGACCACGGCGGAACACAUGCACGCCUGUACGUGGAUCCGGAACCACCUGGAGGAGCACACCGACACCUGCCUGCCCAAGCAGGAUGUCUACGACGCCUAUAAGCGAUACUGCGACAACCUCUGCGGGCGACCGCUCAGCGUGGCCAACUUCGGGAAGAUCAUCCGGGAAAUCUUCCCCAAUAUAAAGGCGAGGAGGCUGGGAGGACGCGGCCAGUCCAAGUAUUGCUACAGCGGCCUGCGGAGGAAGAGCAUGGUGAGCAUGCCGCCGCUCCCCAGCCUGGACCUGAAGAUGACAGAAAGUUCGGAGCUGACGGAUCUGGUCCAGUCCUACAACAACGACGUGAUAAACGCCUCCUGCGCUCUGAUCUGUAAUUGGGCGGAGAAGAUCCUGAAGCGAUCGUUCAACAACGUGGUGGAAGUGGCCCAAUUCCUGAUCCAGCAGCACAUCAUUAACCCCCGCAGCGCCAACGCCGAGCUCGUCCUCUCCAUGGUCCUGUCAGAAAACUCUCAGAGCGGCGGGCAGAAACUACAGAAGCAGCCGGCAGACGUGCCCGGGACAAAGAGGCCCCCAUCCCCCGAUAACAGCACGGCAGACAAUAAGAACAAGAAGUCUCCCCCAAAUCCGCACCCGGUCAGCCCCCCGCAGGUGAAGAAGCGCCCCCCCGAGCCGCAGAAGGCAGCCAGCAGCCCCCGGGUGGACGCCUUGGUCGCCAAGCUUCCAGUCCUCCGGCCCCGCCUCCCCACAGAAGAAAAGUUCAUCAGUUCCAGCCCGCCGGUCCGAUUCCCCCCUCCAGUCCUGGCUUCCAACAUCAUCCCCGGGCACUUGAAGGUGUCGCCUUUGCCGUUUGCUGCCGUCCCGCCGGUAGUGCCGCUGGCGGUCACCGCUGGGGUGAACGGGACGGGGUUGGUCCCUCAGCCGGUGGCCCAGCCCGUCAUCAGUAUGAUCCUUCCCGACAUGGUCAACUUGGAGCCCCACGCCCUUCCAAAAUCCAACCAGAACGGCCUCAAAGAGCUGGCGGGCGGCUCGGGCGCCGAGAACAAAUCGGCCAAACGGCUCGCGGCCUCCCCGGAGGAGGGACAGUCGAGAAGAAAGCGGGGUCGCCCGCGGAAGGUGGACACUCAUCCUAACCCCGGCAAAGGGCCGUCAACGUCUAUGGCACAGCUGGGGAGGAUGGCGGUGGAAAUCCCCGGCACGACGCAAAUUAGAGACGAUGCCCAGGACCUUGUCGGCUCCUCGGCCCCGCCGGCCGCCAUCACACAAGGAGACGACACCGCAGUGCCGCUGGCGACCGGAGAAGAGAUCCGUCAGCUGGAGGCGCCGCAGCUCACGCCGCUUUCUUUCGGCCAGGCCGAGGCGACCCAGUCCACCCCCGAGGCCAGGAGGGGGGACGUCGUGCCGAACCAGGUCAGCGUCAUCCAAGAUGGCCGACAGAGCCUGGUUCAGUGGACCGUACGGACUGCAGAGCAGAGGAGUAGCCGAGAGGAAGGGUUCGCGGCGGAUGAAUUGGAAUGGGAAAGGAUCCAAGUGGACUGACAGACUCCUCCUCCUCCCCCCUGCAUGAAUCCCUGAGCAGGAACAGUUCCGCCCUUUCCCCGCCCCCUGCCCUCCCCCCACCCCCUGGCCAACCCGGGAGGAGCCUGCGUCCAGGAAGGGACACAGACGUCUACCAAUCCGCCAGGGGAUUGGACGCAGGAAAAGAGCCAUAGCCCCGCCCCCCCUGUUUAUGACAUGUUGAUAGGUUUUCAGAUGACAUCAUCCCAUUUCUACCAGCGGAGCGUAAUGGACUCGGUGACACUCCCAGCUUACGCCCCGCCCCUCUCCCCGCCCCCUCCAUUGUUUGUAUCAUAUGUCAGCCCUUCACACUUCCAUAAAAGGAACAUUUCUUACAAAGCA
Rana temporaria (common frog) is the source of this 2336-nucleotide messenger RNA. RefSeq names its product regulatory factor X5 (gene RFX5). Lineage: Eukaryota; Metazoa; Chordata; Amphibia; Anura; Ranidae. Gene Ontology annotation, biological process: regulation of transcription by RNA polymerase II. Gene Ontology annotation, molecular function: RNA polymerase II cis-regulatory region sequence-specific DNA binding; DNA-binding transcription factor activity, RNA polymerase II-specific. The record is from RefSeq and is a predicted model, not a curated record. The coding region runs from base 12 to 1976 and encodes 654 amino acids. The transcript is spliced from 10 exons.